Molecule: messenger RNA, 924 nt
Organism: Naegleria fowleri
Lineage: Eukaryota; Heterolobosea; Eutetramitea; Acrasida; Naegleriidae
Exons: 2
Coding region: 1-924 (307 amino acids)
Source: RefSeq, a predicted model, not a curated record
AUGUUUCGAGCAGAACCACAGCAGAAUUAUCUCUGUACGAGGAAGGUCCGAGAGAGAAAUUAUAAGAAGCAUCGGGAUGCGCUUGCUUCCAUCAAGCCAUCCAUCGAUAAUACACCACCGAAGGACUAUCCACAUUUAAGAACUAAUGCAAAGAAGAAACAAUUGCAAAAAGAAAGAGGCGAUCAGAUCGGAAAGGACAAUCGAAUCCUUGUCGAUAAAAUGACUGAAAUAAUGGGAAAGCACUAUUUAGACAACAAGAAUCAAAAUUACAAGUUUAUUGGAAGUCUAAAUAGCGACCUUAGAAGGAGAGAAGCGAAAAAGAUCACCGAGGAAAAUUCUGCAAUUUUGAAACGAAUCCAGAAUAGACAACCUGUAUAUAAUCAUCUUCAAUGGGAGCAGGAAUGGACAAAGAGCAGAAAAUGGAUGGCUGACAAAACAGGAAAUAUUCAACCAGUCAACCAAGGCGUCUAUGUUCCACUCAACAGAUCUAAGGAUAACAUUAAAGGUGUGGAAGUUGUUGAAGAAAAUGAAGGUUUUAGCGACGAAGAGGAUAAUUCAUUUCAAGAACAGGAAUUCGAAGUGUUACAUGACGAGGACCAAUUUGAAACUAAUGAAGGAGCGGUUGAAACACAGAUCAAACCUAAAGAUGAUCAAGGACACAAUAACCAAGAAUCAGAGUCACAGAAAAAUUUGGAGAAGGAAAAUGGUACCAAUGUUUCUCCAAUACCCGUUCUUAACCAUCAAGAGAAUAACGAAAAAACCACAAAGCAAGAGCCCACCCAACAAUCGAACGGAGAAACUUCUUCACAACCUCAGUCUCAUGAGCCUGCCCUCAAAGAAGAAGAAAUUGACACAAGUUUCAAUGCCUCUUUUAACUAUGAAGAAGAAGAUGCUCACACUGAUAUACCGCAGCGUUCUAGUUAA